Messenger RNA from Seminavis robusta, 690 nucleotides. NCBI's taxonomy places the organism in Eukaryota, Bacillariophyta, Bacillariophyceae, Naviculales, Naviculaceae. The record is from the annotation of a GenBank genome assembly.
AUGUCAUCAUCAUCGACAUCAACAACACCUCGGUCUUCUCUACCAGUCUUUUUGUACAUUCCCAAUCUGUUGGGCUAUGCUCGGAUAGUCUUGUCUUUUUAUGCCAUGUACUUGAGCGAUCGAUUCCCACGACAAACCGUUGUGGUUUUUACAUUGUCGGGCAGUCUGGACUUGUUCGACGGCAUGUUGGCCAGAGCAUUGAAUCAAACAUCGUCGUUGGGAGUCUUGGUCGAUAUCGCGGCCGACAAUAUCAUGAGGACCUGUUCGUGGAUGGCAGCGGCGUCUUGUCCGGACGCAUCGGCAGGGCUGAAAACGGUCGCCUCCAUAAUUGUGUGUGUGGAAUGGAUGACCAUGUUGGCGACCCAGCUGCAUGCGGGAGUGCACGGCCAACAUUGGAAAGAGUCGCGAGAACACGAUCCUUGGUUGGUGCGGGCUCUCUUUGCCAAUAACUUUCGCAAUCCAAUUGGUAUCCUAUCCAUUUAUGGAUUGUUCACGGCCAAUUUGUUUUCCUAUGGAUACCAUCAUCCAGCGGAAUUGAGAGAUACGGUUCCCUUUUUCUAUGCUUUCUUCUAUCUGGCAUAUGUGGGAAGGGCACUCAGCUUGGUGGUGGAGCUAUGGAUGAUUCGAAAUUAUCUAGUGCUCGUCGUGGCCAAAGAUACUCAACAACAACACGCGGAAAAGAAGGAUUAA